Messenger RNA from Physella acuta, 4807 nucleotides. RefSeq names its product sodium/hydrogen exchanger 6. The record is from RefSeq and is a predicted model, not a curated record. Gene Ontology annotation, cellular component: plasma membrane; recycling endosome. NCBI's taxonomy places the organism in Eukaryota, Metazoa, Mollusca, Gastropoda, Physidae. Gene Ontology annotation, molecular function: sodium:proton antiporter activity; potassium:proton antiporter activity. Gene Ontology annotation, biological process: regulation of intracellular pH; potassium ion transmembrane transport; sodium ion import across plasma membrane.
AUGGCGUCUAACAAUUACAUUGAACUUAUUAUUUUGAUGUUGUUUAUCUCUGUAAAUUUCUGUGCUAUGGCUCAAAAUUAUGGAGAUUUCGACCCUUCUUAUCAACAGAAGGCUGUAGCCCAACACAGGACAGACGCCUUGACAAUUCUUAUGCUUUUAGGACUUCUUUUAUUAACAAUUUUAACUGUGUGGCUAUUCAAACACAGACGUUUCCGAUUUGUUCACGAAACAGGCUUGUCGAUGAUCUAUGGUCUUAUAGUAGGAGCCAUAAUCCGUUACACCAGUGAUGCAAAACACAUACCUACCAUACCGGCAGAACUGCGUUCAAAUGAAUCAUACACAUCUUUAAACCCGCCAGAUUAUAUUUCCAUUUAUCUCAACCAUUCAAACACCUCUCAUGGACCACCAGACCAGAUUAUCUACGCCUUUAAGGGAGCAGUGAAAGCUAAUGAAGAAUCACCUUUAGAGAGAGCUGUAACGUUUUCACCCGAAAUGUUUUUUAAUGUAAUGCUUCCGGUCAUCAUAUUCAAUGCUGGCUACAGUAUGAAAAGGAAACAUUUCUUUAAAAACCUUGGAGCCAUUCUUAUGUACGCACUAAUUGGCACAACAAUAUCAGCACUGGUUGUGGGGGCUAUUAUGUAUGGAUUAACCAGGCUUAUGGCUGACAUCAAAAUUACUCUUAAUGAGUGCUUUAUUUUUGGGGCUUACCUUUCAGCGACAGACCCAGUGACAGUCUUGGCGUUGUUCAAUGACCUUCAUGUGGACGUUGACCUGUACGCCCUAGUAUUUGGAGAGAGUGUCUUGAACGAUGCAGUUGCUAUUGUUUUGUCAGAGUCAGUAGAGACAUAUGGUGAGUACUCUACAGAUGCCUUCAGCCUUGAAGCAUUCUUCAGUGCGUUGGGAAAGUUUGUGGGUGUGUUUGCUGGAGCUUUUGCUAUUGGUACAACCAUGGGGGUGAUAACAGCUUUUCUGACAAAGUUUACCAAACUGAGAGAUUUUCCUCUAUUGGAGACGGCGCUCUUCUUUCUCAUGUCCUACAGUACGUUUCAAGCUGCAGAAGCAGCAGAUCUGACUGGCAUUGUGGCUGUGUUAUUUUGUGGGAUCACCCAAGCUCAUUAUACAUACAAUAACCUCUCUAUUGAGUCUAAGUACAGAUCUAAACAGCUAUUUGAGGUUAUGAACUUCUUGUGCGAAAACUUUGUGUUUUUGUACAUUGGUGUGUCCAUCUUCACAUUUGAGGCACUCAAGUGGCAUGCUGGAUUUAUUUUUGCGUCUUUUAUGGCUGUGAUAGUGGCCAGAUUUUUUAAUGUGUACCCACUGUCUUUCUUGCUAAAUCUGGGCCGUAGUAAUAAAAUCAGACCUAAUUUUCAGCACAUGAUGAUGUUUUCUGGCUUACGAGGUGCUAUGGCCUUUGCCUUGGCUAUACGGGAGACUGACUCUGAAGGGAAGCAGCUCAUGGCCUCAGCAACCAUAAUCAUUGUUUUAGCCACUGUUAUACUUUGUGGGGGUUUCACAACACCUAUGUUACAGUGGCUUCAGAUAAGGGUGGGCGUGGAUGAAAAUGAAACAGAAAUGCAAAACAUGGCUGGGGAUUCUGUUCGAAGUCUGACCCCCGAUAUGGUGGCCAUAUCCUCCCAGCGCCUGUAUAGCACCAUCAGCAGCCACCAGAGUGGCGCCACUGGUCAGUCCUCAGUUCCUCACUGCCGCAGGGUUCAUCUCCCCACCUCUAGCCCUUACUGUACACUGGACUUAAAUUGCCAGUCAUCUCCCUUGUUGGACCAGCGCCCAUCUGAGUCAGUUACCUCCAUUGGUCUGCCAGCUCCCAACUCACUAAGGGUGACAGAGAAAGCUUGGCUUGUUGCCAGGUGGUACAACUUUGAUAUGAGGUUUAUGAAACCCCUGCUGACAAACUGUAGACCAACACUAAUGGAAACAUUGCCAAAAUGUUGUCUCCCUUUUGCCAGAGUUUUCACCACAGAUGAGCAGAUCUCUCAGGGAGAAAUCCACAUAGACGACGACUCAGACACGGAUAUGAUCCUAGACCAGGGGAGCCUGUCUCAGAGUGGUGACUUCAUGGAACCCAAUGAAUCAGGUGGCCAUGGUGACAGCCACAACCCACCCCACCACGUCACCCCACCUGCCUGGAACAAUAAGGAACCAAUGCAGGUAGAGGAUCCCCAUCUUGGUGACCUUGGCCUUGGGUUAGGGAACCAGAUGAGCACCAUUCCAAUGAGAGUCAACCUGCCCGGCCCUAAAGGCGACAAGGUCUGAAACUACUGAAUCUCCUCCCGCAGUUAUCUGAGGGCUACGCUUUCUUCUUCACCCAACUUUGACACCCGACUGAUUGAUAUUGACCUCGUUAAGUAGGAUUUGUUUUUAAUUUAAUUAACAUUGGAAGAUCACCUGACUUUUAUUAUUUGCUAAAGAAAAUAUUGUAUUGAUGGUUUUAUUUAUAAGAUUUGGCUUAUCUGUAUUUUGUAUAUAGUAAUUUUAAACAUACAGAUUGGCAUAGGUGUUGUGUGUAGAUUCAAAGAAUCAGACGCUGAAGUAAAUAUAACUGACGUGUAGACAUUCCAAAUGUUGUCUUGAACAGAUCUAAAGCUGUACAACCCCACAGCUAAUUUUGUUAACAUUAAAGUAUAUUGGAUUGUUCUCUCCCUUGUCCAUGUUCCAUACCAGUGUCUGAUCAUGGAAUCUUGGAAUCUUCUUAAAACAGGGGUGUCAGGUUAUUGGUUGUAAGCUGUCGACUGACAUUACGUUAUGAUGUCAGCCCUAACCAAAACUCUAACCAAAGUUCAACCACAGCACAAACCAUAAUUUUUGCCCAAUACUAAACCUGAUGUUAAAUACUACCAACAACCAAACCCACCUAUUUUUGGAAGAGUCCUUUAUCAGACAUGGGUAAGGGAAACAAACCCUAUCCCUGGUAGUGACAGGUUGAUAGUGAGCACUUUAAUUUCUGUGAUCUGAUGCCUUGGGUCCAUCUUGAAUCAGCUUGGUAGAGAACAUUUUAAUUUCUGUGAUCUGACGCCUUGGGUCCAUCUGUGAUGUUGUAGAGAUUUUUAUUUUGUCAGGUCAAACCACAUCAGGUAAACUAAAUGCCUGAGUUUUGGUUUGUGUCAGAAGCUACUAAUUUCAUCUCAGUACACUUUUUAAUUGAUCAAAAUAAAUGUACAAUUUUCUUAACAAAAGAUUCAAAAUUUUGAUAUAAUAUAUAUAUAAAACCAAUUUUUUAAUGCUUUUAAUACACUUAACAUAGUGCAAACUUAAAUAUCUGGACAAUUUUACAUAUAAAAUUUAAAUCACAAGUGAGCUUUGAAUUUGAAAACUUGCCAACUCUCUGUUGCAUCAUUUUGUAAUCAGUUAAUAUUUUAAAAGUUAAUCAAUUAUUUAUUAUCCGUGGGACUUUUGCUCUUUAAGUGAAGAAAAAAUACUCAUGGUGUAGUCUUCGGGACAGUUUCAUACUGGGAAUCUGACUUGGAUUUAAAUGUGUUGAUACCGUUUGAUCUUCUGCUUCUGAAACCAUUUGGAUCAAGUUGCAGUUUGGUUUUAGACAUAAAACUUGUUGCUUGUACAAAUUUCAAUGGUGAACCAAAAGGAACUUGUGAUCAAUAAAAAAUGUGAAGCUAAUUUUUUGUGGAACAAAUAUUUUAGUCUCAGUGUUUACAUUUUUUUUUAAGUUCCACAGUUAGACUUGAAGCUUUAAAAAGAGAUGUCCUUGCUAAUUUUUAAAAUGUCUUUUUAAUCCUGUAUUAUAAAAUCACCCCUGUUUUGUAGCUUUGCAUCACCGAAUAUUCAAAUGUACAUCCACACAAAGAUAGGUAGUAAAAUGUUAGAGGUGUUAGAACCAAUAUAAUGGGUGUCAGUAGUUAGAUUUACUUUGUGGUUCAAUAAAACAUGGUCUGUUAAGGGAGGAUAACUGCAAUGUGCAUUGUUUUAAAUGCAUAUUCUCAACAUUGUUAUGUAAAUUUUUUUUUGACAGUCAGUUGCUGCGUCAGUGACUUAUUACAAUUUCAAAUAUUAAAAUAUCAUUUAUAAAUCUUUUGUUUCAUGAAAAAGUCUAUUUCAUAUUUUUACAUUUUCAAAUAUUAAAAUAUCAUUUAUAAAUCUUUUAUUUCAUGAAAAAGUCUAUUUCAUAUUUUUACAUUUUCUUAUCCACUAUGCAUACUAUCGUCCUUACGAAGAUCAUAAUUAUAACUUGAAUGUUUCUGCUUCAAAAUACUUUUUUUUUUCCAUUUGUACAUACUUUAAAUAGUGUUGAUUUAUUGCUUUCUGAUACUAUUUGUUUGCUCAAAUACACUGAACUAUUUCCCAAAACUGGGAUGCACAUUUACGUAACAGUUCAGAUUUUAACUAGAAAUCCUUCACAUAAAAUCAGGAUCUGUGGUGAAUGUCAAAAAUGUAUCCAGCUGUUGAGGCUUGUUUGCAGAUGUGAUUGAUAGAAACUAUCAACAGAGAUAUUGUGUUACAUGCUGUAAGACAUGACAGUUGACCUUCCAUAAUGGUUGCAGUCUCGUAGCACCUAUAGCAGAUUUUUAAUUUAACAACCAGUCUUGAGGUAUAUUUUAAGCUGAUUUUAAUGUUGAAAAUAUUUGAGAAAUCAUGGAUUGUCCUCGAAUAACAAUAGUUUUAUUGUUAACUCUAUACAAAAUGUGAUUCUAAAAGUUCCAAAUUUACUAUCUUCGUAUCAAGUAUAUUAAAAGCUACUUUUUAAAGACAAAAAACAUUUUAGUAAGAUUUUUCCCAAACUUACACUGCAAAUUACUAAUAAGAAAGAACUAAAACCUAAACUUGAUAUUCCAGACCC